AUGGCUCAGUUCAACAUCACCCUCAAGAAGGACGCUCCCAAGGAGGAGCUCGAGGCAGCAAAGAAGCACGUCACCGACCAGGGCGGCAAGAUCGUCAACGAGUUCACCCUCAUUAAGGGCUUCACUGCUGAGAUCCCUGACGACGCCGUCUCAACCCUCGAGUCCAACGAGCACGUCACCGUCGAGAAGGACGCCGAGGUCCGUACGCAAUAG
Molecule: messenger RNA, 213 nt
Organism: Alternaria arborescens
Lineage: Eukaryota; Fungi; Ascomycota; Dothideomycetes; Pleosporales; Pleosporaceae
Exons: 3
Coding region: 1-213 (70 amino acids)
Biological process (GO): vacuole fusion, non-autophagic
Molecular function (GO): endopeptidase inhibitor activity
Source: RefSeq, a predicted model, not a curated record